AUGGGUGUAAUCUUACCCCGACGUAUUGUGCGUCGUAUCACUUUGCUCCCCGGCCCAGUUUCAUCCGGUAGUAUUGCUCGGAAAUCACCAUAUCAGCUGGUUGAGAUCGAAACGUAUGGCGCAUUUGCCAUGCGAUCUGCUCCAGUCCGAUUCCAAGUCCCUCUAGAUCGAGUGCGUGCACUGAACUCCCGGACGGAUAAGAUGCAGCAUUUACAGUUUUUUGUUCAAGGUGUUCCAUUUCGGUAUAUUAUUGAAAAGCAAGGUGCUGAAUUUGGCAAUCCGCAGGAGUAUGACUUCAUGUUUGCCGUGCAUAAAGAUUAA
Echinostoma caproni is the source of this 321-nucleotide messenger RNA. NCBI's taxonomy places the organism in Eukaryota, Metazoa, Platyhelminthes, Trematoda, Plagiorchiida, Echinostomatidae. The record is from the annotation of a GenBank genome assembly.